AUGAAGCGUUUUGAUAGGGGGAGGAGACACGAGGAGACAGAGACAGAGACAAAGAGGGGCGGAGACGAACAGCAGCAGCAACUGCUGCUGCUGUCUCCUCCCGUUCUCAGUUUACUGUCUCCUCUCUCUCUUAUGAAAGAGGCCCCGAAGCAGGUACUACUGUCUGCUGCUGCAGCAGCAGCAGCAGCAGCAGCAGCAGCAGUUGCUGCAGCAGCAGCAGUUGCUGCAGCAGCAGGAGCGGCAGCAGCAGCAGGAGCAGCUGCAGCAGCAACCGCAGCAGCAACAGCAGCAACAGCAGCAACAGCAGCAGCAGCAGCAGCUGCAGCAGCAGCAGUGGGGCUUUGUCUGUCUGCUACUUUAAUUUGGUGUCUCUGCAGCAGCAACCAACAGUUUGGGUGUAUCGACAGAGGAGGAGACAGUUCGUUUGUUAAGGAGACUAAUUUCUUCUGGCUAUUAUAA
Molecule: messenger RNA, 459 nt
Organism: Eimeria mitis
Lineage: Eukaryota; Apicomplexa; Conoidasida; Eucoccidiorida; Eimeriidae
Exons: 1
Coding region: 1-459 (152 amino acids)
Molecular function (GO): ice binding
Source: RefSeq, a predicted model, not a curated record